AUGUCGCUUGACGAUUUGAGUGCAGCACAGCCAACGCAGCAGUUUCCGCUAUGUGAUUUGGAAUCAUCUGAUGACGGCUCUUCGUCGGUGAUAAGUGAACCUGAAAAACGACAAGGAGCCAAACAGCGACAGGGCUCGUCAGCAUCAUUGAUACAAAUUUCUUUAGCUGCUGGUAGUAAUGGGUCACAGCGUGCGCACAGCUCGCCGCUGCCAGCUUAUCCAGUGAGCAUACGUCAGCAGCUGGCUAUCAUAAAACAGCGUUGGGUUGAAAAUGUUUACAUAAGUUAUGGCUUGAUUUAUGGUACUUGUUGGUUUUAG
Molecule: messenger RNA, 318 nt
Organism: Acanthocheilonema viteae
Lineage: Eukaryota; Metazoa; Nematoda; Chromadorea; Rhabditida; Onchocercidae
Source: the annotation of a GenBank genome assembly